Rhagoletis zephyria (snowberry fruit fly) is the source of this 2967-nucleotide messenger RNA. NCBI's taxonomy places the organism in Eukaryota, Metazoa, Arthropoda, Insecta, Diptera, Tephritidae. The record is from RefSeq and is a predicted model, not a curated record.
AUGGCCACUACCGACUCGAUCUGCUACACCCUCAUCAACGUCGAAUCGGACGACUCCGUCAACGAGGUGACCAUCCGCAAUGAUAUCGAGAAAGGCGACACCAAGGCCAAGGCAUCGGCCCUAAAGAAGCUCAUCUACAUGAUUCUUAAUGGAGAAAAGUUUCCGCCGAACAUGCUCAUGUUUGUCAUUCGGUAUCUGCUGCCUUCAAAUGAUCAUCAAAUCAAAAAAUUGUUGCUUAUCUUUUGGGAAAUUGUGCCUAAGCGAGGACCCGAUGGCAAACUCCUUCAUGAGAUGAUUUUGGUGUGUGAUGCCUACCGCAAAGAUUUGCAGCACCCAAAUGAAUUUAUUCGUGGAUCAACGCUGAGAUUUUUGUGCAAACUCAAAGAACCCGAGCUGUUGGAGCCACUUUUACCCACCAUUCGAACCUGUCUUGAGCACCGGCACUCGUAUGUGCGUCGCAACGCCGUCUUGGCCAUAUUUAAAAUUUACGUCAACUUUGAAUUCCUAAUUCCGGACGCCCCUGAACUUGUGCUCGACUUUCUCAGUCGUGAAUCUGACGCCAGCUGCAAGCGAAAUGCCUUUCUCAUGUUGAUUCAUCUCGAUCAGAAAAAAGCUUUGGAUUACCUCAAUUCCUGUCUUGAGCAAAUUGGUAGCUUCAACGAAAUUCUCCAGCUUGUGAUUGUUGAGCUAAUAUACAAAGUCUGCAUUUCCAACCCAAGCGAGCGAUCCAAAUUUAUUCGUGCAAUCUACAAUCUACUGAGCACUUCAUCCUCUGCAUCAGUGCGAUACGAAGCUGCUGCAACCCUGAUUACGCUUUCUCAGGCACCGACUGCAUUGAAAGCUGCCGCCAACUGCUUCAUUGACAUUUGCGUGAAGGAAAGUGACAACAACGUGAAGCUAAUUGUUCUGGACCGCUUAGUUUCUCUCAAAGACUCUGCUUCUGGAGCUGAGCGUGUCCUUCAAGAGUCCCUCAUGGACAUUCUGCGCAUCUUGAAUGUUGCCACAGACCUCGAAGUCAAACAAAAAGUUUUGAACCUUUCGCUUGAUUUGAUCAACUCGCGCAAUGUGGAAGAGUUGAUUCAGCUGCUAAAAAAGGAAAUUUUCAAAACGCAAAACGAGUCGCACGGAACAGCAGAUGAGAACAGCAAGUACUGUCAGAUGCUGGUGCGAACUAUUCACUCGGUUUGCAUGAAGUACCCCGAAGUGGUCAACUCUACCAACAUUUUAACCACCCUCUUUGAACUGCUCGUCAACAAAAACGACGAAACCACCGCUAUACUGGUCAUUGUUUUCUGCCGCCAGUUUAUCUCCACCAAUGCACAGAGCAAGAGCUUCAUCAUCAACAAGCUGCUGGAGAUUUUUCCCUCCAUCAGAAACGUCAAAGUGCACCGUGGCUUGAUUUGGAUUUUGGGCGAGUUUGGUGACGAGAGUGUGACGCAAAUUCAGGAAAUUUUAAACUUGAUCAAGCUGUCACUGGGCGACAUUCCCAUUGUGGAGAGUGAACUGCAAAAGCUGGAGGAAGGCGGCGAAGAGACUGGAGGCGACAAGGCGCCCAGUGCCGCUGCCGCCUCCACUGCGACUGGCUCCUCCAAGCUGGUCACUGCCGACGGCUCCUACGCCACCCAGUCUGCCCUUAGCGUUUCCAGCAAGGUAGCUGUCAAUGAUUCAUCAGUGCCCCCUCUUCGUCACCAUCUCCUCAACAAGAGCGAGUUUUUUAUUGGCACCGCGUUGGCCAACUGUCUGGUCAAGCUGGCGCUGCGUUACAAGCAUCUAGCGCACGACGCCGCUUCGGCCAACACUUUUCUGGCCGAAAGUAUGCUCAUUUUGACGUCCAUCUUGCACUUGGGCAAAUCAAAGCUGGUCUCGCAGGUGAUCAACGAAGACGACUAUGAGCGCAUCUCCCUCGCUCUGGUCAUUUUGAUAAACAUCAACUCUGAAAAGGCCAUCACUCCAGAGAUUGAACAGCUGAUGAAUGGCAUUUUCCUGCGCGAAACUCGCCUUUCACUUGGAAGCAUGCUGGAGAACUCAAAGGAAAUCGAAGUAAAGAGCGAUUCGGUUCUCUCUAAAACUAAGAACAAGAAGAUUGAGAGUGACGACCACAUCACCUUUUCGCAGUUGAUCAACAAGGCUGCUGAGCAAAUAGAAAACCAAUUUGACGUUAGUCUCACGCAAGCAAUCGCAGGCCCGACUGCCACUUCCACUGCCGGUAAAGGUGCCAAUGUGACAGACCUCAUUUCAGCCAGUAAGCUGAGCAAGGUGACCCAGCUGACGGGUUUCAGUGACCCCGUCUACUCGGAGUGCUACGUCAACGUGAACCAGUAUGACAUUGGCUUGGACGUUCUCAUUGUCAACCAGACUGCGGACACCUUGCAAAACUGCACCCUCGAGCUGUCCACCAUUGGCGACCUAAAGUUGGUGGAGAAGCCGCAGCCAAUUGUGCUUGCCCCACACGACUUUGCCAAUGUGAAGGCCUCCAUCAAAGUAACAUCCACUGAAAAUGUGGUCAUCUUUGGCAACAUAGUGUACGAUAUAUCUGGUUCCACUUCUGAUCGCAACGUUGUAGUAUUAAACGACAUCUACAUUGACAUAAUGGAUUACAUCAUUCCCGCUGCCUGCAGUGAUGCCCAAUUUCGGCAAAUGUGGGCCGAGUUUGAAUGGGAAAACAAAGUUACCGUUAAUACCAGCAUCAGCGACUUGAUGGAGUACCUGGGUCACCUCAUCAAGUCCACCAACAUGAAGUGCCUUACGCCGCAGAAAUCACUCUCCGGCAACUGCGGCUUCCUGGCUGCCAACCUCUACGCAAAGUCGAUCUUUGGCGAGGAUGCCCUUGCAAACGUGAGCAUUGAGAAGACCUCUAGCGAUGCACCGGUCACCGGACACAUUCGAAUUCGGGCCAAGUCGCAGGGAAUGGCUCUCAGUUUGGGGGAUAAGAUCAAUACCUCGCAGAAAACAGCUAAAGCGGCGUAG